GAAGAAGAAGAAGAAGAAGAAGAAGAAGUCUCGGGACUUGCCAGGCAACGGAGGGGACGGACCGACCGCAGGACACCAUGAACUGUCCACCGGGGCCCUGCUGAGUCUCCAUGGCCACAGUCCUGGGGCCACCUGCAAACAGUGACCCUGGCAACAGCCUCCUGUCGGCCUUUGGGUCCCGAGCUGGCCAGCCGGCCAUGGGCAGUGUGGGGAGCCUGAUUGAGAAGCAGGACUUCUCCCCCGAGGAGCUGCGGGCCGCCUUUGGGGGCUCCCGGGGCCCCCGCCAGCCUGACGGACUCCUGAAGAGGGGCCUGGGCCAGCGGGAGCUCCUCAGCUACCUGCACCUGGCCAAGAGGGACCCCAAGGGCGAGAAGCGCUUCCCGGCGGCGAGCCAGGCCUUCCGGCGGGACUACGGGGUGGACGGCGAGCUGGAGGCCGACUACCAGGGCAUCUACUACCGCGACCACUCGCGGGCGGCCGACUUCACCAAGACCUCCCUCCCCGAGAGGGGCCGCUUUGACAAGUGCCGGAUCCGCCCUUCGGUCUUCAAGCCGGUGGCGGGGAAGAGCUUCCUGUCCAUGCAGAGCCUGUCGGCUUCCAAGGGCCAGAAGCUGUGGAAAAGCAACGGCAGCCUCCACACCCUGGUGUGCAACCCUCCCGUGAGCCCCUGCAACGGCGGGGCCGGGCCCGCCUCGCGCCCGGGUCCGCCCCGGGCCCACCUGCUGCACACCAUCAGCCUGGACCAGGAGGGGCCGGCCGGCCCCUCGGACUGCGGCGGCCCCCCGCCCGUGGCGGCCCAGAGCCAGCUCAGCGCCUCCGUGGGCCACCUCAACCGCAUCGGGGGCUCCCUGGACCGGGGGUCGCGGGGCCUCAGGGACCCUCUGGCCGGGGCGGAGCAGGGGCCGCCGGCCACCCUGGGCCGCCUGCAGGGCGCGGGGGAGCCCCCGCCGCCCUAUGAGUUUGCCUACUCGGUGGAGGAGGUGGUGAAGCAGCUGGAGGAUCGGCUGCAGGACAAGGGCGGGGAGUUGCAGCAGCUCAAGAGGAGCCUGAGCGAUGAGAACGGCCAAGAUCCCUUCACACAGGUGCUGGAGGACAAGCAGCGGCUCUGGAUGGACGAGCUGGAGGAGCUGAAGCAGAUGUACGUGGAGAAGCUGCACGAGGUGUCCCAGAAGGCCCAACGCAGCGAGCGGAGCCUGCAGCUGCAGCUGUUCAUCGCGCAGCAGGAGAAGAAGCGGUUGCGGAAGGAGCUGAGCGCCCAGCAGGGCUCCGCCGAGGACCCCCGGGGGGCCAGGCCCACGGGCGACCACGUCCCCCCCAAGCUGGAGGAGACCAAGUGGGAGGUGUGCCAGAAGACUGCGGAGAUCUCGCUGCUGAAGCAGCAGCUACGGGAGGCCCAGGCGGAGACGGCUCGGAAGUUGGCGGAGAUCUUCAGCCUGAAGACGCAGCUGCGGGGCAGCCGGGCCGAGGUGGAGGCCAAGGACUGUGAGCUGGCCCGGCUGCGGGACUCGGUGCGGGCCCUGCGGGACCCCGAGACCCGGGACGCCGGCUCCCCGGCCCCCGCGGCGGCCGGCCAGGACGUCCCCGGGGGCGAGGCGGAGGCCGAAGAGGAGGGCGGGCGCGAGGAGCGGCUGAGGGCCGAGCUGCGGCGGGAGCGGGAGCAGGGCCGGGAGCGGGCCCUGCUGUUUGAGCGGGAGCGCCGGACGUGGCAGGAGGAGAAGGACAAGGUGCUGCGCUACCAGCGGGAGAUUCAGGUCAGCUACAUGGAGAUGUAUCACCGCAACCAGGCUCUGGAGCGCCAGCUGCGGGAACUGCGCACGCCCCCGCCCCCGGAGCCCGACUCCCCCUGGAUCCAGAGGGUCGCCUCCUCCGAGAUCUGACGGGGGGGAGGUGAGGGAACCGGCCCGUUGGGCCGCCGCGGGAUGACCCUGUCACUUGGAGGCCCCUCCACUCCCUUCUCUCGGGGAGGGAUCCUGGCCUGGGCAGGAUAGAGGUCAAAAGACUCUUUCUCGGUCCCUGUGGUUCUCAGACCCGCAGGGGUGUCUGGGCCUGUCUGGGCCGGUCUUGCCCCUCCCAAGUCGGGGGCUCUCCAC
Tachyglossus aculeatus (Australian echidna) is the source of this 2090-nucleotide messenger RNA. RefSeq names its product NEDD4 binding protein 3 (gene N4BP3). Gene Ontology annotation, cellular component: cytoplasmic vesicle. The transcript has 5 exons. Bases 111 to 1877 code for a protein of 588 amino acids. NCBI's taxonomy places the organism in Eukaryota, Metazoa, Chordata, Mammalia, Monotremata, Tachyglossidae. The record is from RefSeq and is a predicted model, not a curated record.